CCUGGGAGUAGCAGCCAAAAUGACUUUCCUGUGGACGGCUCUCACUUACCUAGUGCUCCUUGAUGUUGCCUGUGGCUGUGGGAUCCCAGUCAUUAAGCCUGAUGUGAAAUAUACAGCGAGAGUUAUCAACGGGGUGGAUGCCAUUCCUAAUUCUUGGCCCUGGCAAGUCUCGCUGCAGACUAGCUCACGUCACCAUUUUUGUGGUGGUUCCCUGAUCAAUGAAAACUGGGUUAUUACUGCUGCUCACUGCACUGUGCAACCGGGGUCAGAUUUUGCUUACUUUGGAAUGCAAAACAGAUUGGAUGAUGCUGCGCCAGUCCAAUCGCGAUCCAUAAUCGAGGUAAUCACCCACCCUGACUGGGAUUCUUACAAUAUAGAUAAUGACCUGGCUCUGUUGAAGCUGUCUACUCCAGUGGAGCUGAACGACUACGUGUCUCCGGUCUGCCUCGCUUCUCCCACGGAACUUUUCUCCCCAGAUUUAAAGUGUGUCACAUCUGGUUGGGGACGGGACAAACUGACUUCAUAUGAAUCUGCAGUCAUAUUGCAGCAAGUUGUUCUUCCCUUGGUGCCAGUAAACGAAUGCCAGGAAAAACAUUACAGGCCCAUCACCAGUUCUAUGAUCUGUGCGGGUGGAGCCGGUUCCUCGUCUUGCCACGUAAGGUUCUCUAUAAAAAGGAUUUUAUCAAGGCAGUGGUGGGAUUCAUGUACCUUCCCUACGAGAUCGCAAAUGUGAGCUCACACGCGCCGCGUCUGUGCAUGCACACCUCCUUCUCCACAUGCGCAGUGCUCGUGCAUUACGUCGGGGUGGGUGGGUGGAACUCCCGCAGCCGCAACUAGCGAUUUGCCUGAACCGGAGCGAACUGGCUGAGUACCACCUCUGCAGCGUAUUGAACUGUGAGAGAGGUUCUUUGUGUCCAGCCAUGGACUUAUUUUGGUAAGGUAGAGAAAUGCACCCAAUAAUAUACUUUAAGUGUUUCAUACCUUUGGCCCUACUGGAGGAGGCCUUAAGAGUUCCACUCACUCAAAGGUUCUAUCCACUAUCGGUGAAACAGCUUGCCCCCAACACUGGAAG
Thamnophis sirtalis is the source of this 1072-nucleotide messenger RNA. Lineage: Eukaryota; Metazoa; Chordata; Lepidosauria; Squamata; Natricidae. The record is from RefSeq and is a predicted model, not a curated record.